GGUCAUCACAAGCGAACUAAUACGGCGACCCCACUGCGUGGAAAGGGAGCAAUCAGCACUCACUGCAGAAUGGGAGUUCUAAGUGUUCAGCCUAUGGAGUAUACCACCAACUGCUCUGAUGAAAAGUUUGAUGGAGUGGUGUUGAUAUCCGAUUGCAUAAAGAAGCUCCCUGCUGAGCUGAAGAGCCUUCAGGUGCCACUCACUGAAUAUGGAAAUGUAGAUGCUGGCAUUUACAGUGAAGUAGUUGCAUUGAAGGCCCCAGGUCUACCUGGUGGACGUAUGGUGUUCUCAUCUACAGGACCCCUGAACCGGGACUAUGAUGAUGUGAGGCAGUUCAGUGAUGCUGCCGGUGUUGCUAUUAAUAGAGCUGUUAAAAUGGGUAUGAAGUGCCCCCUUUUGGUGUGUCCACAACAUAAGUCAUUUAAACACAACAUCCUGGUAGCUGUUCUAGGGGCUCUUCAUAAUCUAUAUGUGCCUUUGGAGUUACGUGAGGCUUUCCCAGAAAAGAGCCACAAGGUAAAGGUACUUGGGUUUUGGGUUCCAUCAGAUGCAGAAGGAAAACGGAUCCAGCAACUUGCAUUAGCCCUGGAAAGUGGCAGAGUUGCAUAUCGAGACAUUGGUGGGUCAGAUCCAGAAAGAAUGGCAGCACCCAAGGUGGCAGAGUAUAUACAGGAACUUUUUAAAAACACACCUGUUAAGGUUUCCAUAGUCAGUGAAUUGAAGGACCUGGAAAAGGAAUAUCCCUGCUUAGCUGCUGUCAAUCGCUGUGCCAACACUGUGCCCCGUCACCGCGCUCGUGUGAUCAAGCUGGAGUACACAGGAGAGGGUCCUAUUGACAAAACUGUGCUGCUGGUUGGAAAGGGAAUAACCUAUGACACUGGUGGAGCAGAUAUCAAGGCUGGAGGAAUCAUGGCAGGGAUGCAUCGUGACAAGUGUGGUGCUGCUGCAGUUGCAGGAUUUUUUCAGGUCCUGGCUGAACUGAAACCCAAAAAGUUACGUGUUCUGGGAGCAAUGACAAUGGUGCGAAACAGUGUGGGUGCUGACUGCUAUGUCUCUGAUGAACUGAUCAUAUCUCGAGCACAGAAAAGGAUUCGAGUAGGAAACACCGAUGCAGAGGGCCGAAUGGUGAUGGCUGACCUGCUCUGCGAAAUGAAAGAAAAGGCCCUCACUGAGGUAGCUCCAGAGUUGUAUACGAUUGCCACCCUGACAGGACAUGCUAUUCGAGCCAUGGGGCCCCAUUACUCAAUCAUCAUGGAUAAUGGGCCAGCCAGGAAAUCUCGGAAUGCACAACAGUGGCAGGAGGUGGGUGAUGCUCUUGGUGACCCUUUUGAGAUUUCAACUAUUCGUCGUGAAGACUUUGACUUUCAUAAGGGCAAGUCUGAGUAUGAAGAUAUACUCCAAUGUAAUAACCUUCCCUCUAGUGCCACCCCAAGGGGACACCAGACACCUGCAGCCUUUCUCAUCAUGGCGUCUGGAUUGGAUGAGAAUGGCAUCAACUCUGACAAGCCACUCCCAUAUUCACAUGUGGACAUUGCUGGAUCAUCAGGACCUUUCCCUGGCAUUCCCACUGGAGCACCAGUCCUUUCCAUGACUGCCAAAUUUGUCUUGCAUCGUCUCUGAGAAAAAAUAAAGUUGUUCUUUUUCCAACUAGGAUUGGGAUUGGAUCGUGUGUUAAAAGCAAUAGAAAUCCCUCUUCUGAUGCCAGAGGGAGAGUGCUUAUCUUAUUGAUUUGUUUUCAAUAAGGGGUAUGCUAGAAUAUCUCUUUGUGCUUAUCAUGCAUUCCGUUGGUGCAAAUCCAUUUUCUUCAUUUUCCUAAGCUAACCUUCGCAGCCUCUGUCUGUAGUUAGGUGACCAAAUAACAUGUUUAGCAUUAACAUUUUUCCUGCCAUUUUGACAUUACUGUUUUUUUUUUUUUUUUAAUUUUCUGACCACAUUCCACCUUUCUGUGGAAAUGUUUGUGUCGUCUAAAACUCCUCAUGUUGAACACAAUUUCCCAUUACUUCUGAUGCUAAUCUUGGUCUUUUGAAUUCUGACUUUUUCCACUCUUUCAGGUGGUUUGUCUGACUUGAGCACUUCACUCUUUUGCUCAUAUUUGAAAUUACAGAUGAAAAAGAGUUGUAUUUUAAUGUUCUUAUUAAAAUUAAUAAAUUACUUAAAUAUA
Molecule: messenger RNA, 2161 nt
Organism: Erpetoichthys calabaricus (reedfish)
Lineage: Eukaryota; Metazoa; Chordata; Cladistia; Polypteriformes; Polypteridae
Exons: 17
Coding region: 70-1620 (516 amino acids)
Biological process (GO): proteolysis
Cellular component (GO): cytoplasm
Molecular function (GO): metalloaminopeptidase activity; manganese ion binding
Source: RefSeq, a predicted model, not a curated record